GGGGAGAUAUAUUUCGAUGAAGAUAGACUAUAAUUUAAAGUAUAUUUAAAGAUCCUACUAGAAUCGGGGUAUAUAAUGGUAGCAUCAAGCAGUCAGGAAAACUCGAUUCUCCUCGAAUCAAGAAACGGAGAAUAUUCCACAUUGAAUCAAGAAGAAUUCAAAUCUCUCACUAGUUCCGCAAUAGACAUUGAAAAAACGAAGUCCUCGACUGCUCCGAAGCAACAAUCCGCAAAAGAGAGUAUAAGAAGAAAACUCACAGCUCGUGUGAGCCCAAUGACAAGGGACAAUGGCGAUAAUUUUGAGAAAGAGCUAAAAGAAGACACAAUCAAGAAAAUCAAGUCAUCGAAAAAUAAACUGGAGUCUUGGAAGCCAAAUACGAUAACAACCGAUGGACGACCAAUUACAACUCCUUCUAUUACGAUUAAAAAAGAAUAUGUAGAAGCUUCGCCAUGUCAGAGAAACAGGAGUCACCUCAGUAAUAGCAAACAUAAGAGUUGUGAUGUUAAAGUGGAAGAUGAUCAUCAACCUCAACAAAAAUUUCGAAAAUUACUUCCAGCUCUUUCUACUUCGAACAGCACUUUUACAGCAGCAAGUAACCCGCCCUUUCUUCCACCACUAUUUGCUUCAGAUCAAAAAUCAUUUGGAGCAAAUAUGCCAAUGAUGAGCCUUCUAACAGCUUCACAGGGUCAUCUUGCCACUCUUCAAGAUGAGGAUGGUGAUACGCCACUGCACAUUGCAAUUGCCCAGUGUCAAGUACCUUUAGUUCAGUACCUCAYUCAAAUGACACUAGCAUCUGGCAUAUCAUUAGAUAUUUACAACAAACUCAAACAGACUCCAUUGCACCUGGCAGUAAUAACCAACCAGCCAUCAAUCAUUAGGAUCCUUAUCAGUGCUGGUGUUGAUGCUAAUAUUCCUGACAGGAAUGGACAGACUGCUGUACAUCUUGCUUGUCAGAGAUCAAGUAUAGAGUGUUUAAUGGAACUUAUCAACUGCAGGCAUCCCAUUAACUUUGUAGCAAAAAACUAUAAUGGACUUACUCCUCUACAUGAGGCAGUUAUGUCAAACAGUCAAGAAAUCAUUCAUUUUCUUGUUGCAUGUGGAGCUGAUAUUGACAGUAAGGAUGGCAAAAGUGGUCGCACACCCCUACACUAUGCUGUAGAGAUAGAGCAUAUGGCCAUAAUUCAACUUCUGAUAAAUUCAGGUGCAAACGUGAAUGCUGCAUCAUUUGCAGGAAGUACGCCAAUUCAAGCAGCAAGUGGGCGUGGCAUGCAUGAGGUCACACGACUUCUAUUAGGUAGCAUUAAUGAAGCAGCAUGUAGAAAUACCAGCAGUACCAGUACGUCCAAUCAUAAGAUAAAAGGAAKUAUCAAGAAAAUGACAUGAUGAUAUGAGAUAUGUCAAUUUUCUGACAUGUUCACAUAUUGCUAGAUAUAUGAAUGAUGUGCCAUACAAAGCAAAUAUUUAAACACACACCAUGGCAGUGCAUGGCAGAAGCAGCUUAACAGUAUAUACAGGAAUUAGACUGAAAUGAUAACUAUAGUUUAGUGAAUUAGUGUUUAAUGUAGAGAACCUAAUAUAUUAAGUUAAAAUAAAAAGACAUGAAAGUUAACUUUUGCAUAGUAUCCAUGCUUCAAUCAGUUUUCCUUUAUAAGGAAGAGGAAUAAACCUCCAAUCAAGAAUCACUUGUUAUAAUCUAUCAAUGAGACAAAAAGAUUCAGUUCAACUMAAAAACGUUGUAUCAAGCCUCUAAACUCAUACUUAAAAACAAUGCCACCAAAUUUUAAAGAACACAAUCAUACAAUAAUUAUUUACUGUACAUAAUUUCUAUUACAGUCCUUUCUGCUCACUCUGUCUGCAUGAGAGCAUGCACUUCUUUCAUCACUGCACAUAUGCAACCAAUUCUAAGAAAUAAAAAAUGCCUGCACAUGUCUCUGUCUUCUGAUGUGAAUACAGAUUGUUUUAGUUGCUUCUUGAGUCUUGUAUAAUUAGCAAAGGGCAGGACACAAGCAGCCAUUUUAUAUUUUUUUUAACACCCAACGUUCAAGGUGAAGGUSAUAAAAGUUUGUUAUAAGCCAGUAGUACUGUCUGCAAAAUAUUGUAAAUCUAAUCUUUAAUACUUAGAUGAUAUAAAUAAACAUUGAUAUUUACUGGAA
Molecule: messenger RNA, 2153 nt
Organism: Exaiptasia diaphana
Lineage: Eukaryota; Metazoa; Cnidaria; Anthozoa; Actiniaria; Aiptasiidae
Product: B-cell lymphoma 3 protein
Exons: 6
Coding region: 76-1383 (435 amino acids)
Molecular function (GO): protein binding
Source: RefSeq, a predicted model, not a curated record